CCUCUGUUUCAGUUAUAACUUGGUUAAUUUUCUGAUUCGUUAGUAACAUGAAUAUUAUGAUCAUAUGUCCUUAAUCUGAUACAAAUCAUUUAGCUGAGGACAAGCCAAAGAUAUUAAUGAAUGUAGAACUUAAUUUGGGAGUUGGAGUCUGCAGAUUGGCUGGCCGUCAAGAGCUUAAAGUUUCGUCCAGAACUGCAUAUUGGCAUUCAGAUGGAACCAAUUUCACUCGGUGUAACUAAGCCACUUGGGCUUUCCCCCAUGAAACACCCAACAACUGUGGGGAGAAAGCAUGGGCAGAUAAUAAAAGUGGAACAAAGUCGUUGACUUUUGACGCUGCAAGUGCCAAAAAGUUUAACAUAAACAACAAAUAAGGCAAAUGGAAUCCACCCCUACCCUUCAAUUUGCUUUAAGCUUUCUUCAUGACAGUUUCCAUGAAAUUGACUUGUAUACGUAUAGGUCAUUUCUCUUCUCCUGAUUGUGAACCUACCCUGGGUGAUUGCUUCUUUUUAUUAGCUGGGUUUUUUCUUCACUGCCUUACAGAAGGUAUCCAGAUAUUUUCUCAAGAGACCAGACAUACCUCUAUAUCUCUAUCCAAAUUGUGUUAAAAUGAGUAAAGCAUUAAAAAGUUUCAUGUAUGUGGAAAUUUUGGUAGUGAAUGUCGACUAUUAUGGACUUGUCAGAAAGUUUAUUUGGUCUCUUUUACUGUUUUUUGCAACAUUGGUCUUGGAUUUAUGAGAGAAUGAAGAAUUUGUUGCUGAAAGUGGGAAAAGCCUGGAGCUCAGAAUUGGAAAUCGUACUAAAUUCUGAGGAAUUGCCAACUUGUUUACCAAUUAUAGGCUUCUUAAACUAUCUGUUUACUGCAUGAUUUCUUUUAAAGUUUACGUUGUCAUGACAAAGCAUUCUAAUGCCAUGUAUUGGGUGUUAUGCAGGGACUUAACUGAACAAGUGGGAAAAAUUUUUGAAGUUGCAUAUACUUUAUGGAGUCUGAUUGGAAAGCCCUGGGAUUUCCCUGGAGGCUUUGAUCAGAAUUUAAAACAUAUGAAGAGAAAAAGGGAUGAGCUCAAUGGUCAGAAGGAAGACACGACAUCAAGAAUUAAAGCAGAGCUGCAUCCGAGAAAGAAAGUCAAGAAAGAAGUUGAGCUGUGGGUGGAAAAUGCUAAAAGGAUAAAUGUCGAAAUACAGAACCUAGAAUCUGAAGUUGAAGCUAGCAGCUUUCUCUCACGCGGAUUCCUUGGAAAGAAUGUUUGUAAGAAGAUAGAAGAAGUUGAAGAACUUCUUGAAAAGGGCAGAUUUUCUGAUGGCUUAGUUGUUGAUGAUCCUUCAUGGACUGGACAGGCGUUUCCAACACCAAGUUUAGUUGGUGAAACAAUAAAACUUAAGAAGGAUGAAAUUUUGGGAUACCUGAUGAAUAAUGAGGUUGUAAAGAUUGGAGUUCAUGGAAUGCCAGGAGUGGGGAAAACAAGUGUCAUGAAGCUUGUCAACAAUGAACUCCUAAACGAUGCAGACAAGUUUAAUAUUGUAGUAUGGGUCACUGUGUCAGGGGAAAGCGGUGUUGUUGAACUACAGAAUAAGAUUGCACGGGCAAUGGAUGCUGUUAUUUCUGAAGAUGAAGAUGGAACAAUAAGAGCUGGGAUACUAUCUGAAAUAUUGGGUCAAAAGGGCAGGUAUGUGUUAAUCUUAGAUGAUGUACGGGAGCACUUUUCUCUUGAGGAAGUUGGAAUUCCUGAGCCAUCUGCAAGUAAUGGGAGUAAAUUAGUGCUAACAACUCGAUCAUUGGAUGUAUGUCGACACAUGGAUUGUCGACAAAUAAAAAUGGAAACACUUCCUGAAGCAGAUGCGUGGAGAUUGUUCUUGGAAAAAGUUGGUCAAGAUCUAAUGAAUAUUGCUGAUUUAGUGCCAGUUGCAAGAUCUGUUGCUGAGCAUUGUGCUGGUUUGCCUCUGGCAAUAAUUGCAGUUGCUAGUAGCAUGAAAGGUGAAUAUAGCCUUCCUAUAUGGAGGAACUCAUUCAAUGAAUUGAAUAGGAAUGUCCACAGUAUCAAUGGAGAUGUUAAAGACAUGGUGAUUCAGCGAUUGAGGUUUAGCUAUGAUCGUUUGCUCGAUCCAAAAAUUCAGAAAUGUUUCCUCAUUUGUGCAGCAUAUCCUGAAUAUUUUGGAAUCCAUAAGGAGCAGCUGAUAAGGAACUGGAUUAGAGGGCAAUUAGUGGAUAAUAUGGGUGACAUGCAAGCAAACUUAGACAGGGGCCAGGCUAUCCUAAGAAAACUUGUUGACAAUUGCUUGUUAGAAGAUGUUGGAAAUGGAAGAGUGAAAAUGCAUGACCUUGUAAGAGAUAUGGCAUUACGUAUCCAACAUCAGCUUUAUUCCUCAUAAAAUUAACUUUCAAUUAGAGCCAAAUGUACAAAGAGUAGGUGCCUGUCCUGUGGAAAGUGAAGACAUAUCAAAGGGAGUGAUUGUAUGCUAUUUUUUUUUUCUUUUCCAACUGACUGAAAUUCCCAAGGAACAUCCACACAUAGCUCUUUGCAUUUCGUAGUAAUUGUAGAAAAUAAAGAUGUCCUUCUCGUUUUAAUCCUAGUGUUAUGAAAUAAUUAACACUAUAAGGAACCUAGAAAGUGUCGCAUAUGAAACACUUAAGCCUGCAUUGAUCUUUUUUCCAUCUGCAAAUGACAAAAAAUUGUGGCAUACAAGUACGAAAUCCACUGACUUGGGAUUCAUAAUUUUUCUAA
Theobroma umbraticum is the source of this 2720-nucleotide messenger RNA. RefSeq names its product putative disease resistance protein At1g15890. Lineage: Eukaryota; Viridiplantae; Streptophyta; Magnoliopsida; Malvales; Malvaceae. The record is from RefSeq and is a predicted model, not a curated record. Gene Ontology annotation, molecular function: ADP binding.